Triticum turgidum subsp. durum (durum wheat) is the source of this 1353-nucleotide messenger RNA. NCBI's taxonomy places the organism in Eukaryota, Viridiplantae, Streptophyta, Magnoliopsida, Poales, Poaceae. The record is from the annotation of a GenBank genome assembly.
AUGGCGCCGCCGCCAACCUCCAACCCAGUACCACCGCCGGAGCCGCCGUCCCUUCGAGUCCAAGACGGGCUGCUCCAGGAAAUCUUCCUCCCGUCCACCGUGAUGGCCUCGCCGCCGGUGACAGGCCCUCAGCAGAUCCCACAGCCGGCGUCGUCCGUCGCCGAUCUCCCGGAUGUGCUGCUUGAGGAAAUAUUCCUCCGCCUCCCCGCCGCCGCCGACCUCGCCCGCGCCUCCACCGCUUGCGCCUCCUUCCACAGCGUCAUCUCCGGCCACGCCUUCCUCCGGCGGUACCGCGUCAUCCACCCGCCGCCUCUCAUCGGCAUGGUCCAUGAUCCCUUCAUCCCAGCUCAGCAGCCGCACCCCUCCGCCGUCCCAGCCCGCGCCUUCGCCGGCUUCAACUUCUCCUGCUCCUCCUUCCUCCCCUCCACCGCCGGCCGCUCCUGGAGUGAAAUUGAUUUCUUUGACGGGCGGGCCCUCCUUGCUGGCGCCCCGGUCAAAGAAGAAUCCGGCAGCCGCUUCCUCGUGGGCGCUGAGCUGUGUGACUCACAGUACAGCCAAUUUUUGGUCAGGGUCCUCGCCGUGUGCGACCCCGUGCACCGCUGCUACAUCCUGCUACCUGCCGUCCCCGACCACCUGAAAGCGCUGGUCCGUAGACCGGACCUCCUCAUGUUGGAGACUUUCCUUGCUCCCGGCGAGGAUGAGGACGACCCUUUAUCAUUCAGAGUGGUGUGCUUGGCACAAUGCAGAAUAAAUCUGCUGAUGCUGGGCUUCUCCUCUUUGGAUGGACAAUGGCACAUUCUUAUUCAUGAUCAAUGGAGUGCUCAGGCUACUAUUGGCUCAUUUGAGAACUCUGAGCCUUGGCUGUCCUGUUGUCAGUACGUCCACAGAUGCUUCUGUUGGCGUUUGCAUUUCAUGAACAAGUUGCUUCUCCUUGACACGCACACCAUGGAGUUCUCUGUUGUCAGCCUCCCACCUGAACAACCACCGAACCGCAAUUAUGUCAUUGUUGAGGCAGCGGACGGAAUGCUCGGGAUGCUCACUAAACGCUAUGAUGAGUACAGAGAAGAUGACCGAUGUUGGCUGGCAUAUUCAAUUCUAAGAAAUAACCAAUGGUACUCGGAGAAGGUCAUCCUGUUGCCGGUAAAGCAUGCUGCUCUUGUUGGUGUAGCUGGGGGAUACCUGCUCGUGGAAGCGUUGUACACCCCAUCUACACAACACAUGCUUAAGUUUGGACUAUUUUCCGUGGACGUCAAGACGUUGCAGGUCGAAUUGUUCGCUGAGCUUAGCAAACCCAACAUGUAUGGUCGACUAUAUGCUGGUUUGCCACCAUCAUUGUGUGCACCAACUAUUUGA